AUGGGAAUCUCGGGCUUAUUGCCGCUGCUGAAGAACAUCCAAGUCAAUACACAUGUCAGGAACUACAAGGACCACGUCGUUGGAGUUGAUGCCUAUGUAUGGCUACACAGAGGGGCAUUCGCUUGUGCUUGGGACCUGGCUUUAGGCAAGCAUACCACGAAAUACGUCGACUAUGCGAUGCACCAGGUUAAAAUGUUGCAGCAUCAUGGUGUAAUACCGUAUAUCGUUUUUGACGGAGGGUAUCUGCCCAGCAAAGCAAAAACCGAGAAGGAAAGGCAUGCAAAGCGCCAGGAAAGUCGAAGAGCUGGCAUGGAACUCUUAGCCCAAGGAAAGAAGCGACAAGCCAUGGAUAUGUUCAAGAAAUGCGUGGAUAUCACUCCUGAAAUGGCAUAUCAGUUCAUCCUUGCUCUCAGGAAGGAGAAUGUCGAUUAUGUGGUGGCUCCGUAUGAAGCGGACGCGCAGCUUGCAUACCUCGAGAAGAUAGGUUUGAUUUCGGCGAUCAUCACUGAAGACUCAGAUCUACUGGUGUUUGGCUGCAAGUGUGUGCUACUGAAAAUGGAUCAGUACGGCGAGUGCAUCGAGAUUCGACGGGAGCGAUUUUCGGCGGUGACAGAAGUAAGCUUGGUGGGCUGGACUGACCAGGACUUUCGACACAUGGCCAUUCUUUCGGGCUGCGAUUACUUAGCCAGCAUUCCAGGCAUGGGUCUCAAAACGGCGCAUCGAUUGCUUCGGAAAUACAAAACCGUCGAACGAGUGCUACGGGCUGUACGAAUGGAGGCUGGGUUCAAAGUGCCUGAGAACUACGACACGCAGUUCAAAAUUGCCGACAAAACAUUCCUACACCAAUGGGUAUACUGUCCUUUAGCACAGAGACUUGUAAUGUGGAAUGAGCCAGACUCACCUUUGACCGAAGAGACAAUCGCUUUUAUUGGGCGUGAGUUGGACCCGGAGACUGCACGCGCUGUUUCCUCUGGUGCUCUUAACCCCAACAGUCUGGAGCCGAUAACUUUGAUGGAAGGAGACAAGGAGAAUGUGAAGCCGCACAAGUGGCUGACAAAGUGGUCGACACCUUCGAAGUCAAAAUUGUCUCCGGGCAACAACAAAUCAAUUACCUCAUUUUUCUCUCCCAAAGCCCAAAGCGCGGCAGCAGAGAAACCAGGAGCACCUCCACACCAAGAAAAUACAUCACCGACGCAUGGCAAGCGUGGUCAUGCCAUUGGGGCCGCGAAGAUCUUCAAGCAACCCGAAGGAAGACACAUCAAGCGGACGAAGUCGGAUGUCCAAAGCGAGCAACAGACGGCCAUCAGUCCUUACUUCAACACUGCUGCUGCACCGCAGACUCCGCCAUUCCAGGAUAUCACCAAUAUGUUUGGAGCCGUUGGUGAAGCUGUUGACACUCAGCAAGUUGAGCAGGUCUCUAUUACUGAGAAGGGCAAGCAACAUAUUGAGGAGCCGUUUUCGGAUGACUUUCUUACUCCUGACGAGCUCGCGAACCUCAGUGGACCGACGGUUGAGACUGUGCACACGAAACCGUCUGAAAUUCGGAAGUUCACGUCAGUUUCCUCAGUUAAGGAAUCCGUGGUGGUUAUGCCGAAUAUCGAACGAUCAGAGUCAACGCUCGAAGACAAUGUCAAAAACGUCGCUACCGGUUGGCGCGAAAGAUAUGCGCGUUCUUCGCCAGUCACUGCCAAUGCGAAGCCAGUCAGUGCUCUGGCUCGUAUGGGCAUGUCUGUCUUAUCGAGGUCUAACAGCAGAAAGCCUCCGUUCCUCCUUAGGCGGAGUAGCUCCUCCAUGACUUCAGUCAACGUAGGAGCUCAGUCACAAUCGCAGUCUGAUUCGCAGUCGUCAAGUUUGUUUGACGGCUCGUCUCAGAUUUCACAAAUUUCAGAUACCACAGUGAGCACAUCUAGCCUCGAACAGUACAGAUAUAAGGGUUGA
Saitoella complicata NRRL Y-17804 is the source of this 1938-nucleotide messenger RNA. RefSeq names its product PIN domain-like protein. Gene Ontology annotation, cellular component: nucleus. Lineage: Eukaryota; Fungi; Ascomycota; Saitoellomycetes; Saitoellales; Saitoellaceae. The coding region runs from base 1 to 1938 and encodes 645 amino acids. The transcript has 3 exons. Gene Ontology annotation, biological process: DNA recombination; DNA double-strand break processing; mismatch repair. Gene Ontology annotation, molecular function: metal ion binding; 5'-flap endonuclease activity; 5'-3' DNA exonuclease activity. The record is from RefSeq and is a predicted model, not a curated record.